GAAAUUGAAGAAAUAUUAUCUGACUCGUUUUAACACAUGUCGAAAGCCAUAUUUAUUACUCUUUUUACAAGCUAAGAGCAGUAGUGGAGCGAUCUAUGGGCUUCGGCAGUUUACCAACACGACAAUGGCCGAACUGUCUGCUUCAAGAUAUUUUUUAUAGGCCAAUACGACCAAACCUGCCAUGUCUUUGGUUUUAAAAAUGGCGUAUACAAGCUUUUUGUUUGCCGGUUUACGCUGUUAAAUAGUUUCUAUGACCUCGCGGUCAAUCGAGCGAGAUUGAAACGUUGUGAAUAUGAAAAUAAUAUACAUGUACAUGACAGCGUCGCAAAACAGUAGAUAAUGGAGAGUUCGGAAGACGAUGCGGGCGCCGCGACGAACGCUUCCCGCCGUGCAUCGGCGCGGGAAAAGGACCUCGGGCUCAACGAGGAGGUCGACGCGACCGCCAAUGCGUCUCGCGAAGCAUCGGGGGCCCAAACGCCGUGCGAGUCCGGAACGAUGUCGGAGGAUAACUUCGACGGCGACAGCGUCCCAUCGCCAUCGACGCACGACAACAAUGCGAGCACGGAAGCGAUUUUGGACAUGAUUGACGAAAUUUGUGACGGACCUGGUGCACCGAAACGAGUUCCAUUGUCGACUGAAUUUGACGAACCUGCAACUUCGCCACCCACACCUACCGCGCCGCCGGCCCCGAGCGAGCCUCCGCCUCUGGAGCCUCCCGCCACUGAACACCUAGCACAUCAUAGCAUUCCUCAGUUAGAGGAAAAUGCUAGUACAUCACAGAACACUGAAGACCCACAAGUUGGCCCGGUGUUAUCCCCAGUCUCUAGUGCCAAAUGUGAAAGUGCACCUGAGAUCUUACCUGAAACCCCAGUAGACAACAUAUCUGAAAGUUCAGUUUCUGCAGACACUAAUACCAGUAACAUAGAACCCCAGGCUAGUUCAUCUGUGCCUGAAGUCUGUGGACCUGCGGAACCAGAUGCCCCGGAGGCACAAAAUUUGAAUGUAGAGGCAGCUAGCACUUGCUCAGCUGUAAAUAUUCCUUCCAGCAGUGUAGAAACUGUACCAAGUGUUUGUGAAAUUAGUGAAUGUGAAUCAAAUGACCGGACAGUGAAGCAUGUGACUUCCAGUGAUAACAGAGACAAUGUGACUGUUGAAAGUGUGGAGUCUACAUCAAGUGAUGUUAGUGUAAGUGAAGGGACACAGGAGUCUGCAACAAGGUCGCCUUUGCGCCGCAGACUUAUUCGGCCGACUCCGUAUGAUCGCCGUCCGGACACCACUGUCUCCUCUACUGUGGAUUCUCAAGUUAGUGAUAAUGAUGUUGGACAGACAAGCAGUGACAGUGUAGCAAAGGAUGUGUCUAGUUCUUCAGACAUCAUCCCCCCUGUACAUGGUAAGGUAAAAGAUGUUGAAAGUAGCAAUGUAAGUGAAAUUAGUGUCUGCAAAGCAGAGACAUCAACAACUCCUUCUAGGAAAAUCAAGUUAGUAAGACAGAAAGUUACACCAUCAACAAGUCAGAGUGAAAAAUCACAAAGUCAAGCAGUUACACCUGAGAUUGAGGCUCCAUCAACUUCAUCACAUACUGUACCAUCAACAGUAACAGCUUCAUGUUCUUCAGACUGCAUUAGUACAACUGAAGUUACGGAUGAAGCAGAUAAAGCAGAGCCCAGCCGAGCUUGUCAAUCAGAAUCUGUUAUUGCGGAAUCCAUUGUGGAUCCUAUCAAUAAAUUGACAAACAAAACCCCUGUUGUGAGUAAAGAAAAUGAACAACAAAGCCACUCCUCAGGGGCAUCAACAUCACAGGUCUCUGAAAAUGAGGAUGUUCAUAAAAAAGUUCCUCCUAUUAAACUUAAUUUGGCUGCAUCAAAUGUACCAGAUCCAGUCAUUAAUGAUACAAGCAAACAAAUUGAAAAACAUCUCAGUCCUGAACCUGUUCAGGAUUCACCAGAGACAUCAAAGCAGAUCCCUAAACUAACCAUAAAAUUAAGUGGAAAGCAACCAGAAGAUAUAAAGUCUCCCAUCCCUAAAUUGACUAUUAAACCCAUAAAGCCACCUGCUGAAGAUGAGCUAAAAACAGACAACUCCAAAAAUAGCGAGCCAAUACCUAACAUUACAAAAAUUAAUAUUAAACCUAUUCUCAGACCACCAGAGAAGAUAAAUGACAUUCACCGAAAAUCUAGUAGUAGUGAAAUAUCAGAAUCAGAAUGUUCAGAAAAUGAUGAAACAAGCACAUCAGAUCAGGCAUCCACCUCAGAUCAAGGACCUACUGACAUCAUACCAAAAGUUACCAUAAAGCUUGGUAAACCGGGAACUGAUGGUGAGGGCAAAUUCUAUACAGACCAAACUGUACCUAAGCUCACAAUAAAAGGUCUACAGCAACCUGACCAGGAAGCCUCAGAUUCGAAACUAAAGUUGGUUGUUAGCCCAUCAGAAGAAAAAGUGGACAAGAUACCAAAAUUGACAAUAAAGACUGUGGCUAAGUCUGACAGCCAACUAAGCCCGAAGCUGACAAUAAAACCUAUAAAACCUGUAGAAAAUUCUGGCAAAGACAGUACAGCUGAUCAAUCUGAUGCUAAAAUGUCUAAGAGUAAGUCAGCAGAUUGUGCUGAUACUAGUGGAGAAAUUAAAGAGACUACACACAUCCCCAAAAUCACAAUUAAACCAGUUCUUAAAAGUGAUAUUGAGUCAUCUCCUAAAAAGUCUGUUUCAAAAUGUGACAAUCUUGAACAAAUUCCUGUAGUAACAAAAUUAAACAUCAAACCCAUUUUGAAACCUACAGAUGAAGAAGUCUCUGAAGAAAUAAAAGAUGAAGUUCCUGUAGUUUCAAAACUAAAUAUUAAACCUAUACUAAAACCUAAAGAUAGUGAAGUAGAUUCUAGUAUAGAAGAAAUCCCUAAAGUUACAAAGUUAAAUAUAAAACCAUUAAAACACCCUGAAGGAAAAUCUUCAGAACAAAAAGACUGUGAUGAAUGGAAUGCAGACAGUGAUCAAAAUAGUAUACCUGUUGUUACUAAACUUAAUAUUAAGCCUAUAGUUAAGCCACUAGACAAAGAAAGUAUGAACGAUACUGAAAACCAGUCCUCUGAAACAGGAAAUUCAAGUGAUGACAAUACUGAUAUACCUGUUGUUACUAAGUUAAAUAUAAAACCAAUAUUAAAACCUUCAGGUGAUGAAGAUAUUGCCAAACCAAAUACUUCGGAAAGUAACAUACCUGUUGUUACUAAACUGAACAUCAAGCCCAUUAUAAAACCAGAAGAAAAUGCACAGCCUUCAUCCCCUAAGAAGGAAAUUCCAGUAAUUACCAAACUAAACAUCAAGCCUGUUGUUAAACCUGAUGAUCUUGAACAAUCCAAAAGCAGAGAUACUGAAGAUGCAAAUGUGAAGAAUCCUCCAUUAGUGAUGAAAAUUAAUAUGAAAGCUGUUACGGAUGCAUCAAGUGAAGAAAGUUUUAAGGCUGACAUAAAAAUCAAUAAUCUAGAUGAGAAAAUUGAACAUGUUUAUAACAAUAUUAAUGAUAGCAUACCUGUUGUGUCAAAAAUUAAUAUUAAACCACUUGUCAAACCCAUGGAAGAUGAACAUGUUAAUAAUGAUUUGAGUAAUUGUCAUAAUGAGGACUCCAGUAUAAUUCAAGCUACAGAAAAUUGUCUGGAAGUCUCAAAGACCGAAAAGUUUAAUUCAUUGCAUAAAAAGGAAACAAUACCUGUCACUGCUGGAGAUCAUAAAACAACAAAGGAAAAUUGUCUUCCUAACGAAUCAAAGACACUAAACAGGGAAACUUCUCAUAGUAAUGAUUUAGAUGGAAAUAGUUCAGUUGCAGGAUCUAAUAAAAAAGAACAUGUAAAUACUAAUGUAGAACCAGAACAUAAUGAGCCUAGUAAAACCACACCGUCUGUCAAGCAGACAACUUUAUCAAAUUGUACAUUAUUAAAGAAGUUAUUAGAGCACAAAAAGAAAGAUGUAGAAACAAGAGUAAAAGAACCAGAAGAAAGUGAUCCAACUGUGCCUGAAGAAACUAAAUUAGCUCCAGCGGGCUCAACAAGCAUUUCCAAUUGUGGCCAAAUUGAUAAAGUAAACUCAAAGUCACCUCAUGAUAAAAAAAGAAGUAAUGCACCCAGCCAGGAUGUACAAAAUCAAACAACUUCCCUCACACCAAAUGCUCAGUCUCUUAAUCGUUGUAGAGCAGAAAACGAGAGUGUAACAAAGCCAUUAGAAAUUAAUAUAUCAGAAAAGAUCACUACUACAAGCUCAGGUCAAGAUUCUCCACGAAUUAUCUUGAAAAUUAAUAAGACUGAUCAUGGUCCUUCUGCCAAAAUUAUAACGGAAGACAUUAAAAAACCUGAAACUGUGCAAGAUAGUUGCUCACCUGAAAAUACUCAAGAAAUGGUUAAUGACAAGCAAAGAAAAGGUAUUGUAAAUAGCAAACGAAAAGGACUAGCAGAUGCUUCACCCACAGUAGCCUUGGGAAAAAGGUUACGUAGUUCAAGGGUUGUUCAGGAAUCAGAAAAGUCUCCUCCCAUCAAGCGAAAUGCUGGAAAGAGGCCUCCUUCUGUGGAAAUCAGCCCUCCGCAGAAAAAGGAACCAGAACUCUCAGUAUUAGAAACAAAGCGGUUAAAACUUGGACAGUUACUAUCCAAUAAGGCUCUGACAGUAAGGCCUGUAAAUCCUAAAUCUCAAAAUGCAACCUCUGAUGCUAAAACCGGAUUGGAUUGUAAACAAACCACUAAAGCAGUCAAUCAUUUAAACAAUGAAAACUGUUCUAAAAAUGGUAACUCUAAGCUGCAUAAUAUUCUGUCGAAUUUACAAGCCAAGCAAAUUCAAGUCAUGCCUCUUAAUUCAAUGAACUGUGUAGAUAAAACUCAGCCUAUAGAGAUAGACUCUAGCACAUCGACUGGCAGCUCUGAUGUAACUGAAGUUAUAGCAAUUGAGCGAUCGCAUCCGGAAGUACAGGAAAUGAUUAUUAAUGAAAAUUCUGAAUCCCACGACUUCAACAUGGCAAAUGAUGAAUUAUCUCAAGAUCCUUUAGAAGUAGAUCAUCAUUUGAAAACAAAUGAAGUAUCAGGUGCUGUAAGCGUUCCGUUUACCCCGCAACCGAAGAAGCGUGGCAGACCGCGCAAAUUACCCGUGUCAGAGGGUGCAAAACCUGUCAUCACUCUACCAACCCCUGCUCUAGAAGAACGUCCACAGCGAUCUUUAAGAUUAACUAGAGAUCGGCCAGCUAUAUUAGUAAAACCUCGGGGAAGGGGGAGAGGUCGCGGCGUGAAGCGCACUCUGAUGGCGUCGCCGCCCAAAGAACCUGAACCGAUUGUCGAAACUGCUACUAACUUUUUUAUCAAAGAGGAGAAAACUCCUGAAGAGAUCGAUCCAACUAGCUCACGGGUGAAACUGCCGCGAAUGACCGAGGCACUUGAUAAAAUGCCUUCCGUUUGCACGACGCCCCUGAGCAGUCGAAAGAGUAGAGAUUCCUGCAGCAGUACGGAUAUGAAAAUAUUCCCAGAAACUCAGGAGUUAAAAGUUGUAUUAGAAACGACACUGCCUAAAUUGGAAGACACGUUUAUGAAGUCUCCAGAGACGCCAGGGAGCGAGGGUCGGGGCCGAGGAGGGCGCGGACGAGGCAGCCGCGGCGGACGAGGCCGCGGCGCUGCCAAAACCCCUCGCGGCCGCGGCCGGGGCCGGGGUGGUGGUCGCGGCGCUAUGUACAUGAAGGAGACCAUGGGUAUAUACGGACGUGUAUGUGGACCUGCUACCACGACGGUACAAUUAUUCGAAGAGGAAACUUGUAUGAUGGAUGACAAUGCUACACCUGCUAAACCCUCGCACUUGUUAGACGAAGACUCCCAGAGUUCUGUAAAAAGCUCGACAAACGAAAGUAGUAAUAAAAUGAGAAAAUCUAAGUUCGCAGAUUUGUUUGACAGCAAUAAAGUUUGGACGGCUGCUGAUGUGAAAGAAUACAUGUGGCCUCCUCCUGAGAACCCAAGUGCUGAGCAUCAGGUGAUGAUGAUUCAAGAGCAAGUAGCGAUGUUCCUCGGCGUGAAGAGCUUCAAACGCCGCUACCCUGAACUCAAGCGGCGCACAGUGGGCGGCGAAGAGCGAGACUACAUCCUGCGGAAGGGCAUAGUGACUGAAGCUCUUUGCGAUCUUGGCAUCACAGCAGUGGACGCCAGCGAAGUCCUGGACAUCAUGCUGUCGGACUACCCCCACAAAUACGAGGAAUACCGGUCGCACCAGCGCGAGCGGCAGAUCGCCGUCGCACAGGAGCCUCCGGAGAAACCUGAAGUGAGAGUGGACCGGGUCGAGAUGAAGAUCUCGGACAAGUCUUCGGAUAAACCGGAACCACCUAAGAUUGAUCCGGAAAAGACCCGACAGGACAUGGCGGCGGCAGCGAUAGCGUCCGCGAGCGAGUGGAACGCGCGGCUCAACUCGGUCCGGCGCGGCGCCUGCGCCGACCUGCAGACCAUGACGGUGCAGCGCCGCCGCGCGCCCAUGAAGAGCCCGGGCACGCACGUGAAGCCCCCGGCCGGCUUCUACCCGCACGCGCUGCUGCCGGGCCAGUACCAGCACACCUACCGGUACUACACUCCGGACCAGUUGAGAUAUUUCCCGCUGAACACGGUGGUGGCCGCGCCGCCGGCGCCGCCGUCGCCGUGCGAGUCCAGCUCGGAGUCCGAGCCCGACUGGGGCUCCAACCUAGACUCCAGCGACGACAACAGUCGCCACCAGCCGCCUAAGCGGAAGAAGCUAAUGAAGGUGAAGCGAAGCAGCAGUGUGGUGGAGCCGAAAGAGGAGCCGCGCGACGAGGAGCUGUGUCGCGCCUGCCACCUGCGCGAAGAGGGCAACCGCAAGUACUCGCACGAGCGCUUCCUCGUCUGCGCCAACUGCAACUGUCGCCUACACCCGCAUUGCGUGGAGCUACCCGCGGAUACAAUCCGCAAGGUGCGCGAGUACGCGUGGCAGUGCGCCGAGUGCAAGACCUGCUGCGCUUGCUCGCUGCCCGCCGACGACGACAAGAUGCUGUUCUGCGACCUGUGCGACCGCGGCUUUCACAUCUACUGCGUCGGCCUGGACCGAGUGCCCACCGGGCGAUGGCACUGCGUGGAGUGCGCGAUCUGCAAGUCGUGCGGCGCGCGCGACCCGCACGGGCUGGCGCCGGCCGCGCCCGCCCCGGCCGCCGACUGGCACCACCAGACCCGGCGCGGCCCCGGCGGACACAAGCUCUACUCGCACUCGCUCUGCACGCCCUGCGCCAGGGCGUAUCGCAUCGGUCGCUACUGCCCGCUGUGCGAGCGCUCCUUCAUCGGCCCCAAGGGGACCAUGCAACUCGUCAUAUGUAAGCUCUGCGAUAGACAACUGCACCAAGACUGCGUUAGGCAGACGGUGGCGGCGCUGAACGUGCUGGACUACACGUGCGGGGACUGCCGCCGCGCCGGCAUCUCGUCGCGGUCGGCGGCGGCCCGGCUGGCGCCGCGCACCAUCGCCACGCUGUUCAUGGCCAAGCGCCGCUUCAACAAGUACGCGCACCGCCAGUACCUGGCCUCGCGCGCGCGCGAGGCCGGCGGCGACGCGGAGGCCGAGGCCGCGCCCGACCUCAGCUCCGACCCCGACGACCCGCUCGACGGCGCCGAGCCCCAGCCCUUCGAGGACUGACUGUAUAGAACUGUGUAUAGUGCCGUCUGUGUAUGACUCGUUCGCUUCGAUACGCUCGCGCGACCCCGUCGCAUAAAUCUGAUUAACGUAACGAUUAAUUAGUAGGCUACGUAUGUUUAAGUUAUCGGAUAGUGAAGAGAUACUAGCUGUAUUCGGCCGGGUCGACCGACUCUUUAUUUUUCGUGAUCUUCGCGGCCGAGUGACCGGACCGCCGCCGCGGUUAUAUUAUCCCUAGUGGGUGUAGACGGAUUAAUUUAACAGAGGUUAAACAUGAAGUGGUUAGAUAGAUGUAGGUCGCAGAUAAACUAACAUGUAAACUGUACAGUAAUACUAACUUCACUAUAAUGGGUAGCUGGGCAAUCAUACUAUUUUUAAUAUUAAUAGUUUUGUGUUGAAAGUAUCCUGUAAGAAAAAAUCAUGUAUUGACGAGUGCUUGGGUAAAGACACGCGUUGGUCCUCAUAACUAUAACUUGGGAGACACGAAAAUGUCAACCGACUAUCCGUUUCAUUACACAAGCACCGUUUUCGGUCCGAGAAUUGUUAUGUUGGAGAGAAGAUUCACGAGUGCUACUGUUUCGUUAUGAUUAUUACGAAUUUGUUUAUAACUAUUGUAGCACUAACAUGAUCAUUUUGUAUGAGCUAUAUUUGCAUAAAAUUGACAAUUAGGUUGUAUUCUCUACGAUUGUUUUUUUACUUGGAGAUAAUAAACAAUUAUGAUAGAAACGUCUGCCUUUUGAUGCAUUUGAGUUUUGUUUCUAUGAAUUGUUUUCCCCUUUUGUUUUCGAAUAUCGGCUGAACGCUGUGAAAGAAAUGAUCUAAUCAAGACAGUCCGCAUUUUAUGUUUUGAGAUAGAUUAACUUAGUUAUUGUUAAUUCUCCUUUGUAAGGUAUUUAUUUUAGUUUUAUAUGGAUACAACUGUAUACAAUCUUGUGUCCUCUGUAUUUGAGAAAUGUAAAAUAUAUUACAAAAGUGAGAUAUGCCCGGAAAUCGUUGGAUGCCGGUAGGAGUCCAGUGAAAGCUUAUAUACUUAUGAAAUAUUGAAUACGAUUGAGGGCUACUUCCCCCUAUAUUACGCAGAAUCAUUCAAUUAAUUAAGGUAUUGUUGAUUAAAAGCACUAAAUAGUUAAAAUAAGAUUUUUUUUCUGUAGUUUAAUUACUCGAAUGAAAUUCAGCAGCUUUCCAAUGUCAUUUCUUCUAUACUUAAUUUCAAAGUACAAAACCAUUAGGCUAUUUUGUGUUCUAAUUUACUCAUCGUUCUGGAAUGUUUAUGAACCCAAUUUUUUAUAUAGAUUAUUAAUAGAAAGAUCAAAUAAAUUAUUUAAACUCAGAGUAUAUGUUUAUUUUCAUUACGAAGAAAAUUAUUUAUUGUACGGUGUUAUAAAGAUAGUAUUAAAUAAAAUAUAGCCGAAUUGGGUGGUAUUCAUUUCCAGAGCGACAUAAAAGGUUAUGCAUGUGUGCUGCCGUUCGUUACUAGGUACGUAGUCCGCGCCUUAUACGUAAAGCCCGAUUUAGACGAUGCGAGAACUCGCAUGCGAGUUUCAUAACAUUGCGGGUUUUGAUUGGUCGGUUGAAUUGGACGUAACCAACAGUCCGCAAUGUAACUAAAAUCGCAUGCGAUUUCGCGCGCCAUCUAAAUCAACCCUAAUGCUCGCUGUACUUACGAUCCUGCGCUGUCGUCUUUUAACCACUGCUGUGUGCAAUUAUCCCGUAUGUUGUGUAUUAUACUUGUAUUAGAAUUCUGUAAGUGCAGUAUCAGUAACAUUCAUCAAACUGAUGACCUCUAAUGUAUCAUGUUUAGUUUAUAGUUAUCCUUCGGUUAUUAUUAAUCAUAGUUUACUUAGUAACAAUUUUUAAGACAAAAUUUAUGUCCACAGAUUUAUUUCAACGAAUCAUGUUAUGACUUUUUAUAUUAAAUAUUAUACUGGUUUGGGUGUGCCUGUGUGUCACACACCUCCGAUUCGUAUUGCUUUAUUGACACAGGUGAAUUAAGACUUACUUCUAAGAGAAUAUUGAUAACUUUAUGUCUACUUAAUGCAAGUGUAAACGUUCUAGAAAUCUCGCACUGUUCGGUCAAUUUUGUAAAAAAAUAAAAUAAAUUUAAUUUGA
Molecule: messenger RNA, 9744 nt
Organism: Cydia fagiglandana
Lineage: Eukaryota; Metazoa; Arthropoda; Insecta; Lepidoptera; Tortricidae
Gene: e(y)3
Product: mucin-2
Exons: 15
Coding region: 340-7638 (2432 amino acids)
Source: RefSeq, a predicted model, not a curated record